GCUUCGCCGAGGUUCUUGAACUUUUCCAGGGAUUCGUUUCCAGAACCGACCGAAGGAAGGCUCAGGUUCGAAUCGCCCAGGUGGGGAUCGGAAUCGUCUUCUAGUAUGAGACAUCGCCCGGUCGUCACACCUCGGGCAUCCUUCGUGUUGUCCGGACACAUCGUUCUCCAACUUCAUUUCAUCUACCUUCGUCGCAUCUUCGGAGACAUCCGGUCCUAUCCAAUCGUUAUAAAAGUUGCAAAAAGUGGUUGGUCCCGAGUUCACGUUCGUUGAACCAGAAAUAAAAAAUUUGGCGAAUUCGACGCUCAAGAAACAUCUUGAAUUUCUGAACUUGUCCAGAUUCAAUCAAGGAGUAGGAAAAACAAUAUUUUAAUUUAACAAAAUCAGGAAGAGUCUGAGAACGGAAGACGACUCAAUGUUAUCGAUCAAUAUGCGUAUAUUCAAGACUGUGUUGCUCAUCGUUUCCUUUGGAGCGAGCGUUCGGUGUUUGCCUGUCGCCGAGGAACCGUCCAAGACUGAAACCUCCUCGUCGUUGAUUCCGCAGGAGACAACGACAGCGGCGAUUUCCACGUCUGAUACCAUCGAUUAUUACGAUCAGCGACAGAAUGGUAGCGAGAACUAUCGUAUCCACGUAGACGGUGUGGUAUUCGUAUUCGCGCCGGUCGAGGCUCUGCUCCUGGCUGGUGCGACCGACUCCAAUUUACCGAUUUCCAAUCAUAGUGAAUCUUCAAUUCAACUUGUUGGUGAUAAACCCAAUAUUAACCAUAAUAAAACCGAAUCAGCGAUCUCGAAAACAAUACAUAAGCUUUUUGAUUCCAGACCAGCUUUACGAUUGGCGAAUUUCUUGGCGCCUUUAAUACGUCGCAUACAUCAUGAACGAGGCAUGAGCGUGCACUAAAAUGGCUCUUCAAUACUCGCAAUUUCAAUAUAUAUAUAUAUAUAUAUAUAUAUAUAUAUGCAUAAUGUUCUUCAUAAAACAUAUAUUAGAGAAACGGUAUUUUUCUCUUUUUCUUAAUAUUUUAUAGAUUUUUUCUCACUACACACACACAUUUAACACACUCCUAUAAUUAUUUAAAAUACAAUUUAAAAAAAAGUUAUGUAUUAUAGGAAUAAGAUAUCCACAUCUACAGGGAUGAUAAACGAAUACUACAAAACAUAUAGACUACAUGUAUAUGAUUGACGAUCGACUUGACGUUGAAUUAUAUAGUAUCUAUUAUCAAUAAAGAAAUGCACUAAUUAUUUAAUUCAUGAACUCUCAUUUCAUUGACAUUAUUCAUAAUGAAAGCUAUUGAUUCAAUAUCCACAUAUGUAUUUACAUGUUGAUGUCUAAUUUUAAUGUUAUAUUCCUAUUUUGAGAUAAUGGAAUUGCAAUAUAACUCUUAGUAAAUUAAAUGGAUAUAUUAAUGACGAUUGAGGAGAUCUUACAUAUUGACAGUGAAUUUCCCAAAUAUGUUUUACAUGAUAAUAUUGUUUUAUGUACAACAAUAUUAUAAUUGUACUAUUAUGCAUUUAUAUUUUCUCGAUAUAUGAAAAUUUAUUUGAUUAAACAUUAAAAUACAUAUGUGUCAUAUACUUCUUGGUGCAAUCAUCACAAUGUUUCCAAUGAAGAUGCUUAAAGCUAUAUAGACUCUGUGUUCUUAAAAUCUUUUGCUU
Molecule: messenger RNA, 1653 nt
Organism: Camponotus floridanus (Florida carpenter ant)
Lineage: Eukaryota; Metazoa; Arthropoda; Insecta; Hymenoptera; Formicidae
Exons: 2
Coding region: 416-898 (160 amino acids)
Source: RefSeq, a predicted model, not a curated record